AUGGGUCAAAGCACGGCACAAACUGAGGGGGAACCCCCCGCAGCAGCAGCAGCAGCAGCAGCAGCAGCAGCUGAGAAGCUCCCCUUGCUGCUGUUGGUUGUGUCUCCUGCUGCAGCAGCGGAGGUGGCCCCGUGGGGAGGCAACGCGCUGCUGCGUCAGGUAGCGCAGCAGCUGCUGCAGCAACUUGGAUCUGUCCCUGUGCAGGAGACAGCAGAAGAGACACUUGAAGCAACAAGAGAUGAGGAGACAGUACGCCUCACCUCGUGGCGCUGUUCUAUCCGCAACAAAUACUACUCAGCCCCUAUAAGGGCUGUUAUGCUGCAGCUGCCGCUGCAGCAGCAAGAGCAGCAGCAGCAGCAGCCUCAGCCGAAGCAGCCCCAGCUGCAGCAGCUGCAUCAGCAGCAGGAGGAGGAGCAGUGUGCAGCAGCAAAGCCUGCGAGUGAGGCGUGCUCUGCUGCAGCAGAAGAGACACCUUUGAGAAAGAAGGAGACACUUGAGGCUGCGGAGACACCUGAGAAGUGCCGCCUUCCUGCUGAAGCAGUUGUGUUUAUUUGCAGCAAACAAGAAAGAGAUAAGCUGCUCGCAACCAGGCGUCUUGCAGAGGCAGAGGACGAGGACAGACACCCCAACAGCAGCAGACUGCUGCUGCCGCUGCACUGCAUGCGCAACUGGCCCGUUGCCAAGCAGCAGCAGCAGCAGCAGCAGCAAGAGCAGCAGGAGAUGAGAGAGGGGGAAGAGACAGGGGACACGGAUGAUUGGUGGGUUCGAGAUGUCCCUCUUAAAUUCAUAGUGUUCAUACACUGCAGCACCAGCAGCUACAGCAGCAGCUGGGGCUGCAGCAGAUGCAGCAGAGGUUCUGCUGUCUUAGCAGGCAACGGGGAGACUGAAGUUUGGCUGUUCCUGAAGGAUGUGUUUAUAGAGGGUGUCGAGCUUUGUCUCAACACCAAAGAGGCAGCAGCUGCUUCUUCUGAUGCUGCUGCUGCUGCUGCUGCUGUGCCGGAGCGGCAGCAGCAGCGGCUGCGCGCUGUAGCUGAGGCGCUGCAGUGUCACAUGUGGCCAGGCCUAACGAAGUGCAGCUCUAAUAUAACCAGCAGCAGCAGCAACAGCAACAGCAACAACAGUUGCAGCAGCAGCAACGGCAGCAGCAGCAACAGCACCAGCAUGAAGAGAGGAGAGCAGCAGUCAGAGCAGCAACAGGGGGUUGACACGUCUGCUGCUGCUUCUACUGCUGGUGCUGCUGCAGGCGUUCGUGAGCGGCCUCGAGAGGGGCCCGCUGUCCCUAAAGCAGCACCAGCAGCAGCAGCAUCAGCAUCAGCGUCAGCAACAACAACAGCAGCAACAGAAGCAGAGAUGGAGGAGUGGGAGUCUCUUGCUGCAGCAAUGAUGCAGCUGAAGCACAGCGGAUCUUCUGUCUCCUCUCAAAGUCGGAGGCAUAAGGCUAUGUAUCUUGCUUCGCAGUUAGCUGCCCUCAGCCGCUGUGAUGAUGAAUAG
Messenger RNA from Eimeria acervulina, 1491 nucleotides. RefSeq lists its product as hypothetical. The coding region runs from base 1 to 1491 and encodes 496 amino acids. NCBI's taxonomy places the organism in Eukaryota, Apicomplexa, Conoidasida, Eucoccidiorida, Eimeriidae. The transcript has a single exon. The record is from RefSeq and is a predicted model, not a curated record.